AUGAGCGAGCGGGAGGCUGCCGGGCAGCAGGCGAGGCGGAGGCUGCCGGCUGAGUCGGGGCUGCUGCUGGAGCUGCUCCUGUGCCUGGGGCUGCUCUGCGGCCGGGAGAUCGCCGCCCUGGCCGACUUCUCCGGUUACUUAACCAAACUUCUGCAAAAUCACACUGCGUAUGCCUGCGAUGGUGAUCAUUUGAGUCUGCAGUGUCCUCGACAUUCAACGAUAAGUAUCCAAUCAGCAUAUUACGGGAAAGCUUACCAAAUGUGUAAAACACGGCAGCCUGAAGCCAUGAUGAAAGCACCUUUAAACUGUGUUGCACCUACUACCUUGCAGAAAGUGCUGGAUGAAUGCCAGGACCUGAGAGCAUGCCAACUUCUUGUGAAUAGUUGGGUUUUUGGAGCAGAUCUAUGUCCUGGAAUCACUAAAUACCUCCUAGUCUCCUUUAAAUGCAAACCUACUGAAUAUAAAAGCAGGUCAGUAUGUGAAAAUGAAGAACUGAAGCUCCACUGUAAAGAAUCGAAAUUCCUUAACAUAUAUUCUGCAUCAUACGGCAGGUCUGUGCAUGAAAAAGAUGUCUGUUCCUCGGAAGUGGGACAACUCCCCCAGUUUGAUUGCUUUUCUUAUACAGCUUUAGAAGUAUUAUCAAAGAAAUGUUAUGGGAAACAGAGGUGUAAAAUUAUUGCAAACAGUCAUAAUUUUGGAAGCCCUUGCCUCCCUGGUGUGAAGAAAUAUCUCAAUGUCAGCUAUGCAUGUGUUCCAAAAUUCAUAUUUGCAGCAGUUGAUCCAGUGUUUACUAAUGUAAAUCCUUCUUGGAAGCCAAAAGAAGAUAUAAAUGUUGAUCCAAGAGAAUCCAGAUUCCCAAAAAAAGAUGGAAUUAUAAUUAGCAGCAGUUUGGCUACACUUGCUUACAUUAAAGAUCACCCUGAAAGAGCUGCUCUCUUGUUUGUAUCUAGUGUUUGCAUUGGCCUAGUGCUCACGCUUUGCGCUCUGGUGGUGCGCAUGUCGUGCACCGGUGGCUUUGAAAAACUGCAGCAGAUGAAGGAGCGCCUGGUGUCUGAGAACAGCAAGGCUGAGGAUGAUACUGAGGAGGAAGAGGAGGGAGGGGAGUCUUCCAGUUCAGACUUCCCUGAUGAACUAAGAGGCUUCUGCAGGACAUCUUACUCAGCUCGUUGUUCCCUGGACUCAGCUGAACUUGCUGAAAGGAUAGAGCGGCGAGAACAGAUCAUCCAGGAAAUCUGGAUGAAUAGUGGUUUGGAUUCAUCUCCCACUAGGAGUCUCAGCCCAUUUUAUAUUAAUGAACAACAAUGUGUUUAUUUUGGGUAGCAUGUGCUAUUUUUGUGAAGAAUGUACCUUCUGUGAAGGAGCAUUUGCAACUCUAUAUUAUAAUUAUUUGCAAAGAAAACUAUAUUAUUAAUAAUUAUAAUAAAAAUACAGGAUGG
Euleptes europaea (tarantolino) is the source of this 1436-nucleotide messenger RNA. It is a transcript of the gene EVA1C, whose product is annotated as eva-1 homolog C. Lineage: Eukaryota; Metazoa; Chordata; Lepidosauria; Squamata; Sphaerodactylidae. Bases 1 to 1320 code for a protein of 439 amino acids. The transcript is spliced from 8 exons. Gene Ontology annotation, molecular function: carbohydrate binding. The record is from RefSeq and is a predicted model, not a curated record.